Molecule: messenger RNA, 1410 nt
Organism: Suillus plorans
Lineage: Eukaryota; Fungi; Basidiomycota; Agaricomycetes; Boletales; Suillaceae
Product: vacuolar amino acid transporter 5
Exons: 10
Coding region: 1-1410 (469 amino acids)
Biological process (GO): amino acid transmembrane transport
Cellular component (GO): fungal-type vacuole membrane
Molecular function (GO): L-lysine transmembrane transporter activity; L-tyrosine transmembrane transporter activity; L-arginine transmembrane transporter activity
Source: RefSeq, a predicted model, not a curated record
AUGGUGCUGAAAUACGGAGCAGUGCUCACAACUGCGGCUGACGCAACCGUAGGUGAUAGCGAGAGCAGCGCCCUCCUUGCAGGGGAAGCUGCCCCUUCAGUAAGACAGAAGGAAGGUCAUGCGAGCAUGCUGAGUUCCGUGAGCAACCUCUCAAAUACAAUCAUUGGCAGUGGCAUGCUCACCUUCCCUUUGGCUAUGGCAUCUUCUGGUAUCAUACCAGGAAUCCUCACAUGUGUAUUCUCUGGUUGUAUUGCCGCCUUCGGUUUGUAUCUGCUGUCGUUAUCGGCUAGAUACGCCCCGCAUAGAAGCAGCUCCUUUUUUGCGGUUGCACAGCUUACAUUCCCGCAAGCUGCCAUAUUCUUCGAUGCUGCGAUAGCCAUCAAGUGUUUCGGAGUAUCUAUCAGCUAUCUCAUCAUUAUCAAGUCACUCAUACCCAAUGUUGUGGCAUCGUUAUACCAUGAUUUGACUUCGCCGAACACCAAUCCGCCCGCGUGGGCCCUAUCAGGUCGGAAUUGGAUCACAAUCAUUAUGUUCAUUCUCGUCCCUCUUGCUUUCUUUCGCCGUUUGGAUAGCCUUAGAUACGCGAGUUACGUCGUCCUAUUUUCCGUCGUGUACCUCUUGACCAUUGUCAUUACAUGUUACUUUAAUCCUUUAGAAGGUACAGCUCCAGCUGGCGAUGUCCAUCUCAUCCACUUCACACCAAACUUCAUCUCGACGUUCCCUGUACAAGUUUUUGCGUUCACGUGUGCCCAAAAUUUGUUUCCUAUCUUCAACGAACUGAAGACGAACUCGCGACAGCGCAUGAAUAUUGUUAUUGGGACUUCUAUUGGGUCUGCCAUCAUGGUGUAUGAGGCCAUCGCUCUCUUUGGCUAUUUGACCUUUGGUUCCAAAGUCGGUGCUAAUAUCAUCGCCAUGUAUCCCUCAACAUCGUUAUUCAUCGCUAUUGGGCAGUUGGCCAUCGUCGUGCUUAUCAUGUUCUCGUAUCCCCUGCAAGUACAGCCUUGCAGGAAUUGCUUGGACAAGAUUUUCCACGUAGGAGCCCCUAUCAAGGUUUCCGAUAGUAAUAAUGACGAUGAAAUUGUCGACGAGGAUCAUGCCGUUGCCGACAUGUCCCCUUUGAAACACACCCUGCUGACCGCUGCUAUUACCGGUUUCGGUUUCCUUGUUGCGUAUUUCGUUGAUAACCUUGAAAUGGUGCUCUCCUUUGUUGGCGCUAUUGGAUCUACUACUAUUUCGUUUAUUCUUCCCGGGCUCCUCUUCUGGAAGAUCUCUCGAGAUGAUCCUAGUGUGAGCAGAGCGCUCAACAGAGCUGCCCUCGCUUUAGCAGGGUAUGGGUGCUGUGUGUUUGUGUUCUGUUUGGGUUACAACAUCUACCGAAUUUUUAAUCCCUUAGGAAUUUCCUCCCAUUGA